ACAUUGUGUGGAGGAGGAGCGCUCUGUGUCGGUGCGUUGAGAAUUCGCGUUCAGAAGAACUUCGGGAACGUGUACACGAUCAGGGCUACUCUUCCAGGAUUCAAACUCAUUAUAAACAUAAUGAAUUCCAUUUUUAAUCUCUUACUCACUGCAUGUGUUUUACAUUUGACCUUUUCGACGGUGCAUAAUGGACCUCUACUCCACACCAAACUGGGAGUCCUUAGGGGGGACUACAUGCGUGUUCGCGGAAAGACAACAGUUGUUCAUGCCUACCUGGGCGUGCCUUUUGCCAAACCACCACUGGGAAACCUAAGACUGGCUCCACCACAACCUUUGCCAGGAUGGGAAGGCGUCAGAGAUGCCACCCAGUUCCCUUCCAUGUGUGUACAAGACAUAAAAAUGUCUGAUUACCUGAUGGAGAUGAUGGGCAUGGUCAUGGAAAUACCUGAGGUGUCUGAGGACUGCCUAUAUGUCAAUGUCUACACUCCUGCUCAGCCUGCCAAAGAUACAAAGUUACCUGUGAUGGUGUGGAUACACGGAGGAGGGUUUAGUAUGGGAUCUGCCUCCACUUAUGAUGGAUCUGUCCUGGCAGCGUAUCAGAAUGUGGUUGUAGUUACCAUUCAGUACAGACUGGGCAUGCUGGGAUUUUUCAGCACAGGGGAUGAUAACGCCCCGGGAAACCUGGGCCUUUUGGACCAGGUAGCAGCGCUGCAGUGGGUCCAAGAGAACAUCCACAGCUUUGGGGGAGACCCGUCCUCCGUCACAAUAUUUGGAGAGUCCGCAGGGGGUGUUAGCGUGUCAUUGCUGGUUCUUUCCCCACUAAGCACCGGUCUUUUCCAUCGCGGCAUAGCAGAGAGUGGCACGGCAAGCAUGCUUGGCAUCUUCAACCCUGAUCCUAUGAUCACAGCAAAGAUUGUGGCCAAUGCAACAAAAUGUGAGGGCACCAAACCAGACCAGAUUGUGGAUUGUGUGAUGCAGAUGUCAGUCGAGAACAUUGUAAAGUUUCAACAGGAGCAUCCAGAGGCGCUCUUUAAUGUGGUGAAUGAUGGGUAUUUCUUACCAAAGGCAGUGUCAGAUCUUCUUAAGUCUCAUGAGUUCAACAAGGUGCCAUUAAUUAAUGGCGUUACCAACGAUGAAUGUGGCUGGUUGCUACCUAGUUUUUUGGCACCACCUGACUGGGUUGAUGGGAUGGAUCGUGACUCAAUCAAAACCUUUGUCGACCUCUUCUACCCUCAUCCAGACCGCAAAAUCAGCACUGCCUUGAUUAUGGAUGAGUACCUAGGGAAUGGAGAAGACCGUAUCAAAAACAGAGAUGGCAUUACAGAGUUCUGUGGAGACAUUUUGUUCACCAUUCCUGCUAUCAUAUUAUCAAAUGCUCAUCGAGAUUCAGGAACUCCAGUUUUUGCCUAUGAGUUCCAGCACCCGCCAAGCAUGCUUGUGAAAAAACGUCCUAGCUUUGUCGGAGUAGACCACGGAGAUGAGAUUGCCUUUGUAUUUGGAAGCUGCUUUUUUAAUGGCCCCCUCAAGCUGAAUGGCACUUUUACCGAGGAGGAAGAUGAGCUGUGUAGAAUGAUGAUGGCAUACUGGGGAAACUUUGCACGCACCGGAUCCCCCAACGGGCCCGGUUUAACACACUGGCCAGCAUACGGUGCCGGGGAGGAGUAUCUGGGCAUCGGGCUGAAGCAGCAGGUGGGAUACCACCUGAAGGCUGACCGCUACGCCUUCAUGACCCAGAGACUGCCAGAGAAGAUCCAGCAGAUGAAACAGCACCAGCAGCGCACUGAGCUCUAGAGGGAGCAACUGCUACCCAUCUGCCUCGCACUGAUCCAAUCACACCAAUUUCAGCCUGACCACUUGUCAUGGCAGCGAUCCAAGCACUUGUGGAAAGUAACUACUGUUUCCAUAACAAGCAUCUCUGAACUGAACUCUGACCUCAAUUCAGCUCUCUAGGUCACUUGAUAUGACUUAGAAACACAACUGAGCCCUAGGCUUUGUGAAGCUGUGUGCAAAAGUAGAUCAAUGUAGAAUGAAAAUAUGAGUACUUUAGAACAAUUUUGCAAAAUGCCCUAUGGAAACUCCAAUAUUGUGUUGGGUGUCAAAUAAAAGGUAACACUCUAA
Messenger RNA from Sardina pilchardus (European sardine), 2118 nucleotides. RefSeq names its product cocaine esterase-like. The transcript is spliced from 13 exons. Lineage: Eukaryota; Metazoa; Chordata; Actinopteri; Clupeiformes; Clupeidae. Bases 121 to 1791 code for a protein of 556 amino acids. The record is from RefSeq and is a predicted model, not a curated record. Gene Ontology annotation, molecular function: hydrolase activity.